AAAUGUCCAGGGCUGGGCAAUUUGAAAAAUUUCCCAUGUUGGAGCUUAUUCAUCAUUUGCGACUCGGUCAUAUUGCGAUAACUUCUCGGUCACACUGGAAAUGUGCUAACAUCAUUUUUUUGGAGCCUUCGAGUUUGUGUCUAGCGCAGCAGCUCUCUUCCCCCCACUAAAACAACAACACACACACUCAGCUACUUCGGAGCUACCACUAACAACCCCGCAACCAAAACCAAAAAAACAGGACACACGCCAAGAUGUUCAUCUGGGACUGGUUCACCGGAGUGCUGGGGUACUUGGGUCUGUGGAAAAAGUCUGGCAAGUUGUUGUUCCUCGGCUUGGACAAUGCUGGAAAAACCACACUGUUGCACAUGCUCAAAGAUGACAAGCUGGCCCAGCAUGUGCCCACCCUGCAUCCGACCUCCGAGGAGCUGUCGAUUGGCAACAUGCGCUUCACCACAUUCGACUUGGGUGGCCACACUCAAGCACGCCGAGUCUGGAAGGACUACUUCCCCGCCGUGGACGCCAUCGUGUUUCUAAUAGACGCCUGGGACCGCGGCCGCUUCCAGGAGAGCAAAAACGAGCUGGAUUCGCUGCUCACGGAUGAGGCUCUCUCCAACUGCCCCGUGCUCAUUCUGGGCAACAAGAUCGACAAGCCCGGUGCAGCCAGCGAGGAUGAGCUGAGAAAUGUGUUUGGGCUGUAUCAGCUUACGACCGGCAAGGGCAAAGUGGCUCGUGCCGAUCUGCCUGGCCGCCCGUUGGAAUUGUUCAUGUGUUCCGUACUGAAGCGACAGGGCUACGGCGAGGGUUUCCGUUGGUUAGCGCAGUACAUUGAUUAAGUCAGAAUUAACUACCACCACCAACCAACUCCAUAAUUCAACACACAACCGAAACUGGAAAACCCGAAACCCGAGGCAAAUUGCCCGCUAAAUUUAAAUCCCGACGAAAGAGAUGAACCAACUGAACCCCCAAACCUUAAGCAAAACGAAGCUGCGUGCGCAAUUUCUAAUUUAUACAACAACAACACAAUUACAAAUAAUUCAUAAUUAAUACCACAAAACGAAAUGUACAUCUGUAAUUAAACGAGACACUGUUUAAUCCAGCCACACCACAGAAACAAACAAACAAACAAAACAAAAAACAAAAUAACAUCAAACAACAAUUGUAAACAUCUUUUCUAUCUAGAGAACACCGGAUGAGAGACGAGGAUGAAAAGGAUGUGCAAGGGAAAACUUUUAAUCAUAAUUAUGAAUAACAAAUUGUAGCAAAUUAAAGGUGAUUUAUUUAGGAGCAUGUGCUUUCACGGAUGUGUGCCCCGCUGUUCCAUAAAUAAAAUUUAGCUAUCUACCUUUUAUUUAAAAAUUUAUAAUUGUAAAUGUCACGAUUUAUUUCCUCUAGUUUAGUUGGCUGCAAAAUAUAUUAUACAUCCGCGAAUAUCCUUCCCGCCCGCCCUUCCGUUUAUGGUAAAUUUUAAUUUAGCUAAAAUUUUUUAAGUUGCAUGUCAUCGAUGUACUUUGUUUCUUUUAUAUACAAUACAAAGAAAAAAGGGAAAACAAUUAAUUAAA
Drosophila ananassae is the source of this 1562-nucleotide messenger RNA. It is a transcript of the gene Sar1, whose product is annotated as GTP-binding protein SAR1b. The coding region runs from base 255 to 836 and encodes 193 amino acids. Gene Ontology annotation, cellular component: COPII vesicle coat; endoplasmic reticulum exit site. The transcript is spliced from 6 exons. The record is from RefSeq and is a predicted model, not a curated record. Gene Ontology annotation, molecular function: GTP binding; GTPase activity. NCBI's taxonomy places the organism in Eukaryota, Metazoa, Arthropoda, Insecta, Diptera, Drosophilidae. Gene Ontology annotation, biological process: vesicle organization; membrane organization; intracellular protein transport.